AUGGCGGGGCAGCAGUUCCAGUACGAUGACAGCGGGAACACCUUCUUCUACUUCCUCACCUCCUUCGUAGGGCUUAUCGUGAUCCCGGCCACAUACUACCUCUGGCCCCGAGACCAGAAUGCUGAGCAAAUUCGGUUGAAGAAUAUCAGAAAGGUGUAUGGAAGAUGUUUAUGGUAUCGCUUAAGACUAUUAAAACCACAGCCAAAUAUUAUUCCUACAGUAAAGAAAAUUGUUCUGCUUGCAGGAUGGGCUUUAUUUUUAUUUCUUGCAUACAAAGUUUCCAAAACAGAUCGAGAAUAUCAAGAAUACAAUCCUUAUGAAGUAUUAAAUUUGGAUCCUGGGGCAACAGUAGCAGAAAUUAAGAAACAGUAUCGUUUGUUGUCUCUUAAAUAUCAUCCAGAUAAAGGAGGUGAUGAAGUUAUGUUCAUGAGGAUAGCAAAAGCUUAUGCAGCAUUAACUGAUGAAGAGUCCCGGAAAAAUUGGGAAGAAUUUGGAAAUCCAGAUGGGCCCCAAGCCACAAGCUUUGGAAUUGCUCUGCCAGCUUGGAUAGUUGACCAGAAAAAUUCAAUUUUGGUAUUACUUGUUUAUGGGUUGGCAUUUAUGGUUAUCCUUCCAGUUGUUGUGGGCUCUUGGUGGUAUCGCUCAAUACGUUACAGUGGAGACCAGAUUCUGAUACGUACAACGCAGAUUUAUACAUACUUUGUUUAUAAAACUCGGAAUAUGGAUAUGAAACGUCUCAUCAUGGUUUUGGCUGGAGCUUCUGAAUUUGAUCCUCAGUAUAAUAAAGAUGCCACAAGCAGACCAACGGAUAAUAUUCUAAUACCACAGCUAAUCAGAGAAAUUGGCAGCAUUAAUUUAAAGAAGAAUGAACCUCCACUCACCUGCCCAUACAGCUUGAAGGCCAGAGUUCUUUUACUGUCUCAUCUUGCUAGAAUGAAAAUUCCUGAAACACUUGAAGAAGAUCAGCAAUUUAUGCUGAAAAAGUGUCCAGCUCUGCUUCAAGAAAUGGUGAAUGUUAUCUGCCAACUAAUUAUAAUGGCUCGUAGUCGUGAAGAAAGGGAGUUUCGUGCUCCAAGUUUGGCAUCCCUAGAAAACUGCAUGAAGCUUUCUCAGAUGGCUGUCCAAGGCCUUCACCAGUUUAAGAAUCCCCUUCUGCAACUCCCUCACAUUGAAGAGGACAAUCUUAGACGGGUUUCUAAUCACAAAAAGUACAAAAUUAAAACGAUUCAGGAUUUGGUGAGUUUGAAAGAAUCAGAUCGUCACAGUCUACUGCACUUCCUUGAAGAUGAAAAAUAUGAAGAGGUUAUGGCUGUACUAGGAAGUUUUCCAUAUGUGACCAUGGACAUAAAAUCACAGGUAUUGGAUGACGAAGAUAGCAACAACAUCACUGUAGGAUCCCUAGUUACAGUGUUGGUUAAACUGACAAGGCAAACAAUGACAGAAGUGUUUGAAAAGGAGCAAUCCAUAUGUUCAGCAGAAGAACAGCCAGCAGAAGAAGGGAAUGAUGCUAACAAGAACAGGACAAAAGGAGGAUGGCAACAGAAAGGUAAAGGACCCAAGAAAACUGCCAAGUCAAAAAAAAAGAAGGUGGUAAAAAAAAAGCCUCCAUCCAUGCCAUUACCGCAGUCAAAGCAACAGAAACAAAAGCAGGCAAAUGGAGUUGUUGGGAGUGAACCUAUAGUAAAGGAAGAUGACGAAGUAUCUGAUAAAGGCAGUGACUCUGAAGAAGAUGAAACCAAUAGAGAUUCUCAAAGUGAAAAAGAUGAUGGGAGUGACAGAGACUCUGAUAGAGAGCAAGAUGAAAAGCAAAACAAAGAUGAUGAAGCAGAAUGGCAAGAAUUACAACAGAGUAUACAACGAAAGGAGAGAGCUCUGCUGGAAACCAAAUCAAAGAUAACACAUCCUGUUUACAGUCUUUAUUUUCCUGAGGAAAAGCAAGAAUGGUGGUGGCUUUAUAUUGCUGACAGGAAGGAACAGACCUUAAUAUCUAUGCCAUAUCAUGUGUGUACACUAAAAGAUACUGAAGAGGUAGAAUUAAAGUUCCCUGCACCAGGCAAACCUGGAAAUUAUCAGUAUACAGUGUUUCUGAGAUCAGACUCCUAUAUGGGUUUGGAUCAGAUUAAACCAUUGAAGUUGGAAGUUCAUGAGGCUAAGCCUGUGCCAGAAAAUCAUCCACAAUGGGACACAACAAUAGAAGGAGAUGAAGACCAGGAGGACAGUGAGGGCUUUGAAGAUAGCUUUGAAGAGGAGGAAGAAGAGGAGGAAGAUGAUGACUAA
This is a messenger RNA of Elephantulus edwardii (Cape elephant shrew), 2277 nucleotides long. It is a transcript of the gene SEC63, whose product is annotated as SEC63 homolog (S. cerevisiae). Bases 1 to 2277 code for a protein of 758 amino acids. Gene Ontology annotation, molecular function: RNA binding; transmembrane protein transporter activity. Lineage: Eukaryota; Metazoa; Chordata; Mammalia; Macroscelidea; Macroscelididae. Gene Ontology annotation, cellular component: Sec62/Sec63 complex. The record is from RefSeq and is a predicted model, not a curated record. The transcript is spliced from 21 exons. Gene Ontology annotation, biological process: post-translational protein targeting to endoplasmic reticulum membrane; SRP-dependent cotranslational protein targeting to membrane.